Molecule: messenger RNA, 978 nt
Organism: Aplosporella prunicola CBS 121167
Lineage: Eukaryota; Fungi; Ascomycota; Dothideomycetes; Botryosphaeriales; Aplosporellaceae
Exons: 4
Coding region: 1-978 (325 amino acids)
Biological process (GO): protein insertion into ER membrane
Cellular component (GO): TRC complex; cytosol
Molecular function (GO): protein binding
Source: RefSeq, a predicted model, not a curated record
AUGUCGGCCAAGAUCGAGAAGACGAUAGCGCGCCAGCAGGAAAAGAUCGCCGAGGGCCAGUUCUACGAGGCGCAUCAGCAGCUGCGCGUCAUCGCCUCGCGCUACGUCAAGCAGUCGAACUGGGAUGCCGCGAUCAACAUCCUCUCUUCGGGCGCGGGCCUGCUUCUGCAGGCCGGCCAGGGCGGCAGCGGCGGCGACCUCUGCCUCUUCUUGCUCGAGGUGUACCAUAAGGCCGAGACGAAGCCCGAUGCGGCGAGCAAGGCGAAACUGCUGAGCUUGUUGAGGAGCUUCCCGCAGGACGAGCCCACCAAGAAGCGCUUUAUCGCGGAAAUGAUUGGGUGGUCUGCAAAGUACGGCGAGUUCCCGGCGGGUGAUCCGGAGCUGCAUCAUGUCGCGGGAACGAUAUGCGCAGACGAUGGUGAAGCCUACGAGGCGGAACGACACUUCGUUUACGGCACGCGCGACUCUCCCGAACACCUUGUCAAGCUUGAAUACGAAUGGUACACUGAAGAUUCCGCGCAUACCGCUCCUCUCUACGCCGCCCGCGCCAUCCUUCCAUACCUCCUCGCCGGAAACGUCCGCGCCGCAAACCAAUGCCUGCUCCUCUUCACCACGCGCCUGUCGCAGUCCAACACUUCUUUGGGUAUGCAAGAAGUCAGCAGCUCGAGCUCUGACAUCCGUGUCUACCCCUCGCUUCCUCUGCUCAACUUCCUCGGUCUGUUGCUCCUUGCCGUAACGAAGGGAAGUCCAGAUCUGUUCAGAAUGCUCAAGAGCCACUACAAGUCAAACUUGGACGACGUCCCCGGCUGGAGCGACGCGCUCAAUCAGAUUGGCGAGAUGUACUUUGGCAUCAAGAUUCCGAGCCAAAGCAACCCGCUUAUGGAUAUGAUGGGCAUGUUCAUGGGCGGCGGCGGUGGAGGAGGCAACAAGCCUUCUCGCAGGGUGGAGGCGCCAGCGCCGCCGCCGGCAUUGGAUUAG